Plenodomus lingam JN3 is the source of this 255-nucleotide messenger RNA. The record is from RefSeq and is a predicted model, not a curated record. NCBI's taxonomy places the organism in Eukaryota, Fungi, Ascomycota, Dothideomycetes, Pleosporales, Leptosphaeriaceae.
AUGGGCAAACAUGGCCAAGACGCCAAGUCCUUCUACGAAGUACACGUGACCGAGCCAGGAUUGUUGCAUUUAUCUCAAUCGCUGGGUCAGAGGGUGUUUGAAGUUCUAUUACCACGAUACCAAUACAACGCCACUGUCUACAAUAUCAAGCUCGCUGAUUGGAAGACCGGGAAAUUGGACAAUUCGCGCUUGUUCUGUCGCAGAUCGCAGUCAAGCCAUGGAUGCACCGGUAGUGACGAUCCCGCCACUGAGUGA